GCAGCUGUCCGGUACGGGCGGCGGCGGGCUUUUCACUUCGUGCGGCAACACCGUCGACGGUUUUGUCGUCACUGCGCCCUGCUCAAUCGCAAUCUGGCCAGCGUCGAUCGCGGACGUGGCGUUAAACCAUUCCUAUAUUCUGCUGUUUGUUGCGCGCUUUCUCGUACAGUUUGUUGUCGCGCGUUAACGGUGGAUUGUUUUGAUUUUACCUAGUGUGGUCCGAUCGUGCGUAACGAUGGUGGAACGAAACCUGGUGAAUGUGCUGCUGCUCGGCGGUGGCUUCAUGCUGAUCUUUACCUCCUUUCAAACGCUCGGCAAUAUCGAGCAAACCAUCAUCGACAGCAUCAAGAAAGACGUACCCUCCUUCACUGGUGACGGAUACACGAGCCUGGCCAUUAUCUAUGCUGCUCUCUCUUUAUCAAACUGGGUCACGCCGUCGGUCCUGUCCGCCAUCGGGCCGCGGCUGGCGAUGGCCAUCGGUGCUAUCACCUACUGCCUCUUCAUGGCGAGUUUCUUCGUACCGCACGUUGUCCUGCUGUAUGGGUGUAGUAUUGUCCUCGGUGCCGGUGCCGCCCUCAUCUGGACCGGGCAGGGCAUGUACCUAUCUCAGUGCAGCACCGGUGAUACGAUCUCGCGCAAUUCCGGGAUCUUCUGGGCGAUGUUACAGAUGAGCAUGUUCUUCGGCAAUCUGCUAGUGUUCUUCACAUUUCAGGGCAAGACGCAUAUUGAUGAGACGACGCGUAGUAUUGUUUUUGCCGUCCUUAUCGCGGUAGCGAUCGUUGGUUUAGUGCUGUUGACUUGUCUGCGCCGUCCCUCGGCAAACGUUGGUACUGAGCUGGAACUCACCACAGAUGUUCGUCCACGGCAGGCAUUUCUGAAUGCGAUUCGUCUAUUCCAAACUCCACGCAUGAUACUGCUGAGCGUCACGUUCGUCUACACUGGACUUUCGCUGUCCUUCUUCAGUGGUGUGUACGGUUCGAGUAUCGGCUUUACGAACGCAAUCGGUACCUCGGCCAAACAAUACGUAGGCCUGAACGGUGUAUUUAUCGGUGUCGGUGAGGUAUUGGGUGGAGUAGCAUUUGGGCUACUCGGUACCCGUACUACCACCCGAUGGGGUCGCGAUCCGAUCGUGAUUGCCGGUGGCGUACUGCACAUGGUUGCUUACUUCCUAAUUUAUCUGAACCUACCGAACAGUGCACCGUUUGGCAACACGGACGCACUGUCCUACAUUCAGCCACCGAGUGCCCUCAUCGCGAUGUGCUGCUCGUUCCUGCUCGGUCUCGGCGAUGCUUGCUUCAACACGCAGUGCUACUCGAUGCUGGGCGGUGUGUUCAAGAGCCAACCGGCUGAAGCGUUCUCCAUCUUUAAGUUUACCCAGUCGGUUGCUGCUGCGGCCAGUUUCGUCUACUCCUCCUACUGCGGGCUCCACGUGCAGCUGGUGAUACUGGUCGUACUAGGCAUCAUCGGUACGAUUUCGUUCUGUGUGGUGGAGUUCGCUGUUAAGCGCGAACGUCCAACGUUGGAGCGUGAUUACGAUAAGUAAGUUAGUGGGGAGGUUGUGUGAUUUCCAAGAGAAGCAAGUCUUACCUGCCAACCACCGCCGAUGGCUGCCGUUUGUUCAUCGUGUUGGGAAAAUGGUGAAUCUUCUUGCCGAACCGACCGUUCGCCGGUACGAUGCCACCGAAGUAUACAGGGCUGUCCGCUGUGCCAAUCCGGGUGGCAAAAGUGUAAGAAGCAAGGAUAUUUUAACGAUGCGCUUUAGUGUACAGAACUGUUUUAGCUCUUAAGAAGCCUCCAACAAGGAGGUAUAAACACUGCUACGUUAAAAUCGGUCAGUGAUCUAGUGUUACUAUGUUACUAAAACUUAUUGCUUUCAAAAUGUUUUCUUUUUUUACGUUUGUUCCUGAUAUUUUAUCUUACAGCAUUAUUGUUUUUUUAAAUAUUUGUUAGGUAAAAAAAAACAACAAAUUUAACAUGAAAUAGAAAACAAUGCAGACAACCCCUCUGUAUGAUAAUUUCUAACAUUCCAACGUUCUUAUGGAACGUUUACUAGAACUGUCUGAAUUACCUAAGGCAGCGGGAAGUAUUGCACCAUCGCAAGUCGUUAGCAGCGUUGUCCCUACGACACAAAAUGCCACCAAUCCGAUGAUGAUGGCGUACGCGAACGAUGCCUUUAAGCGGGAAGAAAGAAGCAAACAAUUAAUAAAGAACCUUUUAACAUAAA
Molecule: messenger RNA, 2224 nt
Organism: Anopheles funestus (African malaria mosquito)
Lineage: Eukaryota; Metazoa; Arthropoda; Insecta; Diptera; Culicidae
Product: UNC93-like protein MFSD11
Exons: 6
Coding region: 236-1543 (435 amino acids)
Source: RefSeq, a predicted model, not a curated record